This is a messenger RNA of Danio rerio (zebrafish), 3103 nucleotides long. Lineage: Eukaryota; Metazoa; Chordata; Actinopteri; Cypriniformes; Danionidae. The record is from RefSeq and is a predicted model, not a curated record.
GAAUCGGACGUCGCGGGUGCAGGAGCAGUGCGUCGGAGAUGCAGUUGUCAGGGGAAUGGCGUCCCUCGAAAGUCCAACCACUUCGAGGAGUAUAACCAGGCUUACAAAUAAAACCUAAUUAUUAUAAGCGGACACUACAAGAUCAUACAAACUGGGAUUUUAAAGAGAAUGAAUUUCAAAAUGGUGUUCCGACACAACCGCUCGUAUGAUAGCAGAAGCUGCGCAGUUGCUAUAAUCACGCGUCUCGAUGUAAACAAGAGAGUGACAACUGAAAGUGCUGAGUGAGCCACAGACUGUCAUGCUAUUGCAAGCCGGAGAUUACUAAAUGUUGUCUGGCAAAAUGAUGGAACCCCAGGACGACAUUGAGGAGGAUGACAGCCCAUCAGCAUCAGCACCACCAUCAUCAUCACCAUCACCGUCAUCCUCUCCACCACCCCGAGCUCUGCCCCGUCAGCGCACCUCACUGCAGAAGAGCAGCGUCUGCUCUCGCUCUUACUUCAUGGUGGUGAUGGUUUUCUUCCACGUUUACAUCAUAAAUGUCAUUGCACUGCUGCUGUAUGUUCAUUAUAACAACGGCUCUAACGCGAUCUCCGCAAACCGGGAUUUCACAAGCAGUGACAGCAGCAGUCACAAAGUUACCGGAGCGUCAGACGCGCAGGCCACUGCCGACUCGGGCUUCCCUCGAAAUAUGUUUCUUCCCCGCAUCGAAGGAAUACGGGUGGGCCAUGUCCAAAAAGUGUCACUGGUGUCAGGCAAAGUCCACGAGAUGAAGACCCUCAGUCUAAAGCCUCUGCUGUUUGAGAUCCCUGACUUCCUGUCGGAGGAGGAGUGUGCUGUAGUUGUGCGUUUGGCUCAGCUCAAGGGUUUGAUGGAGAGUCAAGUCAUGGUCCCCGAAGGUCAAGAAGAACUCGAUCAGCAGCUCAACCUCAGUCCUGAGGAAAUCUUCAAUUUUCUUGACCUCAACCAAGAUGGCCAGCUGCAACCUCAUGAGAUAUUGACACAUUCUCGAGUAAGAGAUGGAAUCUGGUUAACUUCUGAGAAUCUUAAGGAAAUUUAUGACGGCCUGAAAGCUGAUCUGGAUGGAAAUGGUCUCCUGAGUUUAGAGGAGUUUGGGCGUCUGAGAAGUGAUGCUUUUCAGCGUUUUCUGCUUCAGCGCGGGGUGGAGAGGAGUCAGCUGGUGAGAAACAGCAGACAUACUUGGCUCUAUCAGGGUCAGGGAGCACAUCAGGUUCUUCAAGACCUCCGCAAAAGAGUAACUCUUUUAACUCGACUGCCAUCCUCUCUGGUGGAGUUAAGUGAGCCGCUUCAGGUGGUCCGCUAUGAGCAGGGCGGUCAUUACCACGCUCAUCAUGACAGCGGACCUGUGUAUCCUGAAACUGCCUGCACACACACUCGCCUUGCUGCCAAUACCACUUCUCCAUUCCAGACGUCCUGCAGGUACAUCACAGUUCUGUUUUACCUUAAUAAUGUUCAGGAAGGAGGCGAGACCACCUUUCCAGUUGCAGACAACAGAACUUAUGAAGAAGCGUCUCUAAUACAGAAUGAUGUGGAUCUAUUGGACACCAGGAAACAUUGUGAUAAAGGCAACCUGAGAGUGAAGCCUGUAAAGGGGACGGCGGUUUUCUGGUACAACUAUCUCUCCGAUGGUAGAGGUUGGGUGGGUGAGCAGGAUGAGUAUUCUCUUCAUGGUGGCUGUGUGGUGACACAAGGGACUAAGUGGGUUGCCAAUAAUUGGAUCAAUGUGGAUCCAGACUACCAGCGGCAGGCACGCUACCAACUGCUCGUUUCUCAACAAGAGUCACAAGAGCAAGAAGAACCGAACUCAGACCAGCACAUAGAAGCUCACCAAGACCUGUAAACACACACAAACACACGCAAAUCCAGGUACGGCAGUGCACAUAUGUACACAUUAACUUCCAUGUUAUGAUCUACUACAAUAUAUAUAGUCAUCCACUUUCUUCUUCACAUCCAGAUACAGUUCAUUACCAGCAGAAAAUCACUAUACACAUUGGUAUUGGUGGUUUCCGAGGACACUUUUUAGGUGUAUUAUAUUUUAUACUGUAAAAAUUGACUUGUCAAAAGACUUCAGUACAAUUUUAUCACAUUUUGAAUUAUGAGGACACAGUGUAUGUCAUUAACUACCUCCAUAGAGUACAACUAGGUCAAAUUCCCAUGUCAUUAUACAUAUUUCUGUCCUUGUAAACCAUCAAAACCAGUACACACACACACACACCCUGAAGCACUGACCUCAAACCACCAAAAACACAUUGAUCCUGGCUUGCACUUCCUGGCAUACACACACACACACAAAUGCACAGUAUAGAAAUGUAGCCCUAGCAACAUUUCCUUGCAUUCAGAAUUGAAAGCUUUACUCAGCCUCCAGGGUUGGGUUGGAUUCAGGGAUACGCAGCCUGAGCUUUAUGCAAAUGUGAAAGACAAUGCUACUGUUCCUAAUGUAGAUAUUUGAAGGUGUUAUUUAUUUUUUCAUGGGAAUGCAGCCAUAUUGGACAACUUUGUUUACAUACUGAUUGACACUCUACUGUACCUUCCAAAGGCUGUACACACCGCAGCUAAUCAUUAAUGCAGUGAUAGUCAUUUGAAGCAAUAGAUGGUGAUGGCAUGGGUAGGAUUUGUUUUUUACUCUGGCGGCCUCCUAAAACAGCUUUCUGUCAGUGCUAAAAUAACUGCCGGAGGAUUUUAAAUGUACAGUACAUGGCCGGAGAGUGUUAAAAAUACUUUUACUUACACUGACAUUUGAAUCAGCAAACACUUGAGGAACGUUAUCUGCAGGGGCAUUCAGCAUUCACUAGUUGUAAUAUAAAGAUUGUUUAACCUAGUCAGCCUCCAUCUCUGCCAGGAUGUUUCUUACACUUGUUUCUUCUAAGAUAUUCUUGAAGCAUGUUGAACUUGCACAAUCUUGUAAUAUUAGUUUGAAUUUUAAUUAUUUAUUUUGUAAUAUAUUAUUGUUUUUUUCUGUUAUUUGCAAUGCAUCCAAAGACUACCUGAAGUUAACUUAUUUUAUUUAUUAUAUGUUGGAACUGAAUCACAUUUGUUGCCCUUAAAAUGCACAGAAUCACUUUGUUGAAUAAAUGAUUAAAAUAAA